GCGGGGCACCCGGCAGCGGCGGCGGCAGCGGCAGCAGCGCGGGUCCACAGCAAUCUCGGCAGCGGCGGUGGAAGAAAGCCUGAGACAUCAACCUAUGAAGACUGUGAAGACAAUUCUCAAUAGCAGUUGUGACUGGUGUUGCUAUCAGACUUAUUCUGCACAGCAUCUGGAAUGAACCUCUCUUAUUGACUGAUUUCAUUGGCCCAGAGCCUGGAGUACUGGAUUCACCUGACUUCGUAAAUGUAUGAACCAGUGUGAUGGUGAAAUGAGAUGAGGCUCCGAAAUGGAACUGUAGCCACCGUUUUAGCAUUUAUCACUUCGUUCCUUACUUUAUCUUGGUAUACUACAUGGCAAAAUGGAAAAGAAAAACUGAUUGCUUAUCAACGAGAAUUUCUUGCUUUGAAAGAACGUCUUCGAAUAGCUGAACAUAGAAUCUCACAGCGCUCUUCUGAAUUAAGUGCCAUUGUACAGCAGUUCAGGCGUGUAGGAGCAGAAACAAAUGGGAGUAAGGACACGUUGAAUAAAUUUUCAGAUAAUACCCUGAAGCUGUUAAAGGAGUUAACAAGCAAAAAAUCUCUUCAAGUGCCAAGUAUUUAUUAUCAUUUGCCUCAUUUAUUGCAAAAUGAAGGAAGCCUUCAACCUGCUGUGCAGAUUGGUAAUGGAAGAACAGGAGUUUCAAUAGUAAUGGGAAUUCCUACUGUGAAGAGAGAAGUUAAAUCUUACCUCGUAGAAACUCUUCAUUCCCUUAUUGAUAAUUUGUAUCCUGAAGAGAAGUUGGACUGUGUAAUAGUAGUCUUCAUAGGAGAGACAGAUAUUGAUUAUGUACACGGUGUUAUAGCCAACCUGGAGAAAGAAUUUUCUAAAGAAAUCAGCUCUGGUUUGGUGGAAAUAAUAUCACCUCCUGAAAGCUAUUAUCCUGACUUGACAAACUUAAAGGAGACAUUUGGAGACUCUAAAGAAAGAGUAAGAUGGAGAACAAAGCAAAACCUAGAUUAUUGUUUUCUAAUGAUGUAUGCUCAGGAAAAGGGCAUAUAUUACAUUCAGCUUGAAGAUGAUAUUAUUGCCAAACAGAAUUACUUUAAUACUAUAAAAAAUUUUGCCCUUCAACUUUCUUCUGAGGAAUGGAUGAUACUAGAGUUCUCCCAGCUAGGCUUCAUUGGUAAAAUGUUUCAAGCUCCAGACCUCACUCUGAUUGUAGAAUUCAUAUUUAUGUUCUAUAAGGAGAAGCCCAUUGAUUGGCUCUUGGACCAUAUUCUCUGGGUGAAAGUCUGCAACCCUGAAAAAGAUGCAAAACAUUGUGAUAGACAGAAAGCAAAUCUACGAAUUCGCUUCAGACCUUCCCUCUUUCAACAUGUUGGUCUGCAUUCUUCACUAACAGGAAAAAUUCAGAAACUUACGGAUAAAGAUUACAUGAAACCAUUACUUCUUAAAAUCCAUGUCAACCCCCCUGCAGAAGUAUCUACUUCUUUGAAGGUCUACCAAGGACAUACACUGGAGAAAACAUAUAUGGGGGAGGACUUCUUCUGGGCUAUAACCCCGAUGGCUGGAGACUACAUCUUGUUUAAAUUUGAUAAGCCAGUCAAUGUAGAAAGUUAUUUGUUCCAUAGUGGCAACCAAGAACAUCCAGGAGAUAUGCUGCUAAAUACAUCUGUGGAAGUUUUGCCUUUUAAGAGUGAAGGUUUGGAAAUAAACAAAGAAACCAAAGACAAACGAUUAGAAGAUGGUUAUUUCAGGAUAGGAAAAUUUGAGAAUGGUGUUGCAGAAGGAAUGGUGGAUCCCAACCUAAACCCCAUUGCAGCCUUUCGACUUUCAGUUAUUCAGAAUUCUGCUGUUUGGGCCAUUCUUAAUGAGAUUCAUAUUAAAAAAGUCACCAACUGACCAGCUCCUAAAAAACCAAGACUUUUUUUCCUGUAAAGUUGAUUAAAGAUAAUGAAGCAUGUUUUUUUUUUUUUUUUUUUUUUUACUUGAACGCUACCUCUUGUGAAAUCUACUGUAGAUGAUUGUCAUUUCCACUCGGAAAGUGAAUCUCCCACAGAUAAUUAUAUUCAUUCAAACCUAAGCUGUCCUCCAAUUUUAACUUGACUCAAACAUUUUACAGUUACGACAGCCUGUUAAUAUGACUUGUACUAUUUUGGUAUUAUACUAAUACAUAAGAGUUGUACAUAUUGUUACAUUCCUUAAAUUUGAAAAAAAUUAAUGGAUACAUUUUAUGAAGGGGGUACUUUUGAAAUUCAUUUAUUUUACUAUUAUAAACCCUCUUUUAUAGAUUA
Molecule: messenger RNA, 2270 nt
Organism: Pteronotus mesoamericanus
Lineage: Eukaryota; Metazoa; Chordata; Mammalia; Chiroptera; Mormoopidae
Gene: MGAT4A
Product: alpha-1,3-mannosyl-glycoprotein 4-beta-N-acetylglucosaminyltransferase A
Exons: 16
Coding region: 271-1878 (535 amino acids)
Biological process (GO): protein N-linked glycosylation
Cellular component (GO): endoplasmic reticulum-Golgi intermediate compartment; endoplasmic reticulum; Golgi stack
Molecular function (GO): acetylglucosaminyltransferase activity
Source: RefSeq, a predicted model, not a curated record